Saccoglossus kowalevskii is the source of this 407-nucleotide messenger RNA. RefSeq names its product transmembrane protein 220-like. The record is from RefSeq and is a predicted model, not a curated record. Lineage: Eukaryota; Metazoa; Hemichordata; Enteropneusta; Harrimaniidae.
CGUACCCGCCAUGCUCGGUAUCGUUGCUAUAGUUUCUGCGAGUAUCACAGAUAACCCUGUUUAUAAAUGGCUGGUAGUUAUACAUAUUGGGGCGUGCAUAGUUGGCAUGGCUUACUCAGUGGCUUCAAUCGGACAAUUCACAGACAAUCCAAUGAAGAAAGAAGAAGGAAGAGAAUUUACCGGACUUUUAAUUGUCACAGUGUGGCUGACUUUUUGUCGAUUUAAUUGGAUUAAUAAUGGAUCCAAUACAAAGCCUAUACAAAUGAGCGUAAUUUUGACGAUAGCCGUAGUUAUGUGUGUCAUACCAAUGGCAGCAUGGAGUGUGUGUUUGAUUGUUCAAUCACCGUCAUCACCGUAUCACUGUGCAGACCAUCGUGAUGUGAUGCAAGACUGACGUUAAAGGGCCG